AUGAAUGGGCGGCGGCGGUGGUUCGUUCUCAAGCAGGGCGAGCUCUUCUGGUUCAAGAACUCGGCCGUCACAUGUGUGUUGGUUCCCCGUGGCGUUAUCCCCGUCGCCACCUGCCUCAUCGUCAAGGGCGCCGAGGACGUGCUCAACCGCAAGUUCGUCUUCGAGUUCUCUACCCCGCAGGAGACCAUGUACUUCGUCGCCGACUCCGAGAAGGCGAAGAAGGAGUGGAUCAACCCGAUCGGAUGCUCCAUCGUCCAGCACUCCACUGACGAUGAGAUCGUCGACUACAACAGCGGCCAGACCACAACAGGCGUCAGAUCAUAG
Molecule: messenger RNA, 324 nt
Organism: Lolium perenne
Lineage: Eukaryota; Viridiplantae; Streptophyta; Magnoliopsida; Poales; Poaceae
Product: pleckstrin homology domain-containing protein 1-like
Source: RefSeq, a predicted model, not a curated record